CAUGCAAGAACUUGAUUUGAUCGUUUAGUUUGUAUGGCAGCUAUAUGCUAUAGUGGUCCGUUAUCGACGGUUCCGACUAAUGAGCAGCCACUUGGGGAGAAAGGGAUGUUAUAAUCGUCAUGGCAAACCUUAUAUACCCUGAUCAGGGUAUAAUACAAUGAAAAAAACGUUAAGAAAAGGAGACAAGAAUGCCACUAUGUAAGUGUUUAUACGCUUCCAUUGAUAUUUUAACAGCUAAUCGAAUGCAUCAGUCGAAAAUGAGAUGGCCACUUAAAACUUUAGCUGCGAUCGACAAAAAGGCAAUAAAGCAACCGAACUGCCAAUUAGCAAUAGCGUGAAAAACGUACAACAACAACGGCGGCCAGCAUUUAAUUGCACAGAGAGAUGCUGAUUUAUAUGAGAAUACUUUCUUCCGGAUGGAUUGCGUGUACAAUUGUCUAAUUACUGAAUUGGAUAUGAUGAGUUUAUCGCAGCGACCACUGAUAAAAACUUUCCAGCACCCAACUUAAGUCGGUAGGUUUGUGAGCACAGCAAGAACUGAACCUGAAGCAAUCAGCCACAGCCAUUCAAACAAUUGCAGGAGCGCGGCACAAGUGUACAAUAAUAAUAACAACACACAUACUUGGUGCCGAGCCGAGCAAUCGAUCGCCUGCCGCAGAUUGAUUCAGAAAUGCAGUGCAAAAAUGAAACAACAACAAAAAGCUCCCGUAGAUGUAACAUAUGAAUGUAUGUGUGUAGUAAAAAGGCUGACUGGAGCCGGGAGCUAGAUGCUACGAACAACUGGCGAUUGAAAGCUGCUUUUCUUGUAUGUGUGCCUAUUUUGCUGUAUUGUCAAUGGCUGCAACAGUUGCGCUGUGAAAACAGUAGUUGUAUGUCGUUGCGAUAACACCGACCGAGCGAAUCAAUACUGACGACGAUCACCAUCAACAACAACAACAACAAUAGCAAUGGCACACCAAUACACGCAUACAACAAAAACAGCGGCGUCGAACCAAAGCACUGACAAACGCUGACAGCCACCAUUCAAGAAUCGAUUCUGAUCUUCACAACGACUAUCCUCCAUCGUCACAGUGAAUUUGUUUCCCAGUCGUAAUCGGAUCGCGUUGGCAAACGGACGUCAAUAGCGGAGCAACGAUUUUCAAUUGAACUCAACUGAAUGAACUGAACCGAAGUGUGAGCUGAGUAGAAAUUUAACGAUCGUGGUGUGCGCGCAUAUCAGCUGAAAUAUAAUAAUAUUAUAAAUAAAAUAAUAAUAAAAAACAAAAACUGCAAAAUAUCAGAAAAAUAUUUUAAAAUUUAUUAUAUAUACAUUAUAUGUACAUAUAUAACGAGGAAAAGAUUAAAUUUUGAUAUUUACUCAGCGGCGAAACAAAGUACAAAGAUCGCACAAAAAUAACGGGUUUAUUAUAAGUAAGAAAUAUAAAUGUAAACUGAGAGUAAAAUUCUCAAAAUAACAUUUUCAAAGAAAAGUAUGUAAAAUAAUUGUGGAAAAACCUCGCAAAAUAUAUAAGCGUGCGACGAAAUGACUUAGAAACAACAAAAAAUUAAAGCAAAGCAUAUAAGUCGACGAAAGAAAAUUUAUUUUUACGGUAAUUCUUACAAUUUCUACUAUAAAAGUAGAUUAAUGCAAGUGUUAUAUUGUUGUUGUGCACUGUGCGCUGUGUGGAUGUCAAAUGUUAACGGUAUAUAUUUGCAUAUUCAUACAAAAUAAAUUUUCAACCGAUUGUAGUGUAUAUUGGAAUUGAGUUCAGCGCGUAAGACAGACAUAAAUUGUAGGCCUAAGCAAAAAUAAAUGCAAAAUAUUAAAAACAUUACCCAAGUAAAAACAAAAACAAAAAAAAUAACAGUUAAUAUAUAGUUUUUGCAAUUCGAAAACUGGAAAAUAAUAAGAGAUUGAAAAGUGAUUUUUUUAAAUUUUAUUUCUAUAAAAAAUCACCAUUAAAAAAAAUUAUGUCAAAUACAAGAAUUUUUCUAUGAACCACUUCUCACACAAUAAUAACUGUAAGCCGAAACUCACCACGGAAACGCAGCGCAAUUGUGCAUUAACACGUUGAAAAGUCGCAGUCGUGCGAAAAACCCGCAAACAGUUAUCUAUUGCCUGGAAACACCUCUUCUAGGUGGAAGUCGCUGCCUCAGCGACAGAGUUUUAGUUGUUAAUUGCCAGUGCUUGUGCCGUGACACGCUGCGCUGCAUGACUUUUAGAUCCUUGCAUGAACACACAUACCUACACCUACACAUUUACACACAAACAUAUAUAGAAAUAACAGUGCUUGAUAGUGAGCGGCUAAGAACGCGCGCUAAGAGUCAAAAGUAAGAGUUAGCGUGAAGCCAGCGUACGCCUACAAGGCGACUUUAAUGCGAUAAAAAACACCAGUGAUAAUCACGCAAAGCCGGCACGUACACACACACACACACACACAUGCAAAUGAAUAUAAAUAAACACACGCAUAUACACACACACACACACGCACGCAUGCGAAUAAACACACAAACGUGUGUAUGUACGUCGCUUUGUGAGCUUAACGGCGCAUUGUUUUGCGAUGAAAGUCACAUUGAUAAGCAUUGACUGCAACAACAACAAUAAUAAUAAAUACGAGUAACAUUUCAAAACAGCCGAGCAAAAUAUUAAAAAAGAUUCAAUUUGUGUUAGUAAUUUGAAAAAAGUAAAACAGAAAAACAGAAAAACAAAAACACAAUUUUAUAAUUAUUUGACUGUAUAAACGGUCACUCGUCGAAGUGACAACGUGCAAAUAAAAUAAAAAACAAAAACUAAUUGAAAACAUUUUGAAAAACGAAAAAACCAGUUGAAAACAAAUAAAGCUAGACACCUAUCGUGCCAAAAUGGCAUCGUUUGUUUAUGCAGUUUGGAGUAUUACGAAUGUCGCCUCGGUGCAUUGCGCCGUGCGGCCUGAGCUGUCGCCCUGUACCUGUGAACCGAUCUAUGCCGACAACUAUGUGGAGCUGUCGUGCGAGAAGGUGGACUCGUUCCACAAAAUUGUCGACGCUCUUUCGAAUAAAUUUGAACCGGAAGUUAAUAUAAGCUUAAAAAUAUCACAUUCACAACUUGAGGACUUGGAAAUGCGCUCGUUUAUGGAAAUGAAAUUGAGUCUGGUUAAGUUACGUAUGCAAUGGAAUUCACUGAGAUCGGUGCCUGAGUUACCUUUUCGAGGGUUAUCAAACGUGGAGUAUCUGAGUAUAAGCGACAAUGAACUCGAAGAGAUCCCUAAGCACAUGGUGAAUCACAUGCCGAUUGUAAAAACAUUCGAUAUGGGACGCUGUCGCAUACGUUCGGUACUGCACGAUGACCUCAAGGGCACGCAAAUGGUGGUGAAUCUCUUUUUGCCGAGCAACAAUAUAAAACGUUUGGAUAAGGGCGCAUUUCCGACGAGUCUGGUUACGUUGCAUCUGGGACGCAAUCAAAUCGAGAAUCUCAAUAGCACGUUGCGACAUCUGGACAAAUUGGAAUCUUUAUUUAUAAAUAUGAAUCGGAUUAGCAGUUUGGAUGAUGAAUUGCCGGAAUCGAAUCGUUUGAAAUUGAUUAUGGCACAGAAUAAUCGUUUGGAACGCUUGCCGAAGAGCAUGCGCUACAUGCACAAAUUAGAGAAUCUGCAUGUGCAACACAAUCUCAUACGCACCUUCGAUGGCAUCUUCAAGCAUGCGCGCAACUUAAAUGAAUUUCACGCUUUCAACAAUGAGAUCGAGUAUUUACGUCAAGACGACUUUCUAGAGUGUAAAAUGUUGGAGGACAUUGACUUCUCGGUUAAUCACAUCAAAUCCUUGAAUAGUUCAUUGCUGCCGCUGAGUCGUUUAUAUCGCGCCAAUAUUUCCUUCAAUGAAAUUGAGGAGUUCUCCAUGAAUGAAAUACGCGGUUUGGUCAUGUUGCGUACUUUAAUGUUGAACAACAAUAAAAUCAAACACCUCACCGGUCACCAGGAGAAUAAUAUUGAUCAGAACUCUUACUUGUUCGAAUUGUAUUUGGAUCAUAACGAAUUAAAAUCUUUGGAUGGCGCUCUCAUGGGUUUGAAUAGCUUACGUAUACUAAGUCUGUCCUACAAUCAAUUGGAACGUAUUUUACCGGAGGACUUUAUCGGAUUGGCUAAGUUGGAGCUGUUAGAUUUGUCGCAUAAUCAACUAUUAACGCUGAAGGAAAUGGAAAGGACAUUCCUUCCGAACCUCAAAAUCUUAAAGGCCGCCUACAAUAACAUCACCAGAUUGGGGAAAGACUUCCACGGCCUACCCGUACUGUGUCAAGCCAACCUUACCAGCAAUCAAAUAUCGUCGAUAUCAUCGGAGUUAGUUUCGCAAACAAGAUGUAUGAACCACAAUGUGCCCGGCAAAUUGGAGUUGUAUUUAGAUGACAAUCCAAUACUUUGUGACAAUCGCCUCAAUGAACUCUGUCCCAUCAUGCUGAAGCAGGAGACACGCAUUCGUGGCAAAUCGCAAUGUUUCGAAAUUGACCAAGAAGUCUGUACCGUCUUGCCGAUGCUGUUCGUCAAUAACUAUCCCCUGAUUAUACCAACACAAUUGAGUCAACAAGUGUUGGCCAAUGCCAAGCCGGUCGUUAUAGUGCCACUACUCAAUCCACCAUUAAAUAAUGGUGACGAAGUGUUGCCACCUUUGAUUGCGCCGAUUAUAAAACCGCUGAUAAUCGCACCAAUGCCAUCACUGGCGACGACUACAUCUUCAACAACAACAACUACCGCUGCUACCAACAUCCUCACAACCACAGCUGAAACACACACUGGCGAGCAAGUAGCAACUCUAGAAGCGCCCACAUCUACUUUGGAAACGAAUGAAACUGGCGGCGUAGAGGAUCUAACUGCUGGGGUGGGCAAUGCAAAUCCGGGUGAAGGCGUUAAUGUCAGCGCAAACAGCACAAUAACGGCGGCACCGAACACAACCAAAGACAAGCCGAACGCAGUUGAUUUCAACAACAAUACCAUGGAGACACAUGCUGGUGAAGAAGAUGUUGGAGUUGAUGAUGCAAAAGCGCCUGCCGCAGCAGGUGAUGGCAUAAGUGGAACACAAGCUACGGCCGCGGCACAAGAGGGAACACUACAAACAGCACAUGCUAUUUCAGAAUUGACUAAAAUUGUUGGAACACCAGCAGUUGUGGCACCGCCGCCAACAGUGCUCGAAGAAGUGUUGGGCGACAAGCCAUUGUUGCCGCCAGAGACAGCAUCGUUGGCGCCACCAACUGAGUACGCAACUGUUGAAUAUAUACCGAAUUUGGAUGAAUUCCUACCGGGAAAUCGUCCGCCACCGCAUGUACUCGAAGAGGAUUCAAAUUCGAAUUCGGUGCAUGAAGAAUUCCCGUCGGUCGUAUUGGCCGAUCUCGAUAAUGCACCGCAAAGUCUACUAACACCGGAUGAACCACCCGAAAAUCCUUAAAUGUUAGCCACACACACACACACAACAUAUUAUAUUACAUCUACAUUAUUAAAAUUUAAGUUUUCAAUUCCCCUUCCUCACUCUCUCUGUAUCUAUCUAUCUGUCCUGCUAUUGUGUUGUCUACUAUGUCCCACUUCAGGUUAAUUAUAAAUUAAUUUAAUUUUGAUUAUCGCAUUUAGUUUUAGUAGUUGAUAGUUGCAAUUAAUAUUAUUAUAACGGUUUGUUUCAAUACGCACAUAAUACCCACGCAUGCACAUCCGAAAUCCAUAUCACGUACGCACGCACGCACGCACGCGCACUCAUAAACAAUUUAAAUAAGCUCAAUUCGCACUCACACACUCACAGCCACAUGCACACACACAUACGCAGAGCAAACUGGAUCAUUUUCUAUUUUUAUUGUAAUGUUAAAAAUAUUACAAAAUUUAAGUUAUUAUUUUUUUAAUUUUAAGUUACUGUUUCACUUGGCGUAGCGAUUAAAUGUGAAGUAAUAAAUGUAAAAGA
Messenger RNA from Bactrocera oleae (olive fruit fly), 5892 nucleotides. The record is from RefSeq and is a predicted model, not a curated record. NCBI's taxonomy places the organism in Eukaryota, Metazoa, Arthropoda, Insecta, Diptera, Tephritidae.